Molecule: messenger RNA, 1479 nt
Organism: Ambispora gerdemannii
Lineage: Eukaryota; Fungi; Glomeromycota; Glomeromycetes; Archaeosporales; Ambisporaceae
Source: the annotation of a GenBank genome assembly
AUGCGCUGCACCUCCUGUUAUGAUUGCGGCAGGCUCGCGACUCACAUGCAUGGAUCUAAUGGUUGCUGUGGAGCGUGUCCUUCCCCCAGAAUAGUGCUGCCACAGGACAGUACGAGAUAUAGUACUUCUUCCCCCCGAAUAGUGCUGUCAGAGGAUAGUACGAGACAUAUUAUGGGACAGUUGGGACAUGGUAUGGGGCAGUUGGGACAUAGUAUGGGGCAAUCACAAAAUUCUCUUCUGUGCUGGUGUUGUAGCAAUUCUUUUAACGAAAGAUGUAGAUGUUCAAUACAUAGUUAUACGAUUGAAGAUCCUAAGUGUACACAUUGCAACCCAGAUAACAUCAUUGGGGAAACUGUAUCGUCCCCUCCUCAAUCCGAUGAAUUCUGCGGCCAUCAUUAUGCUUGUCACAAUAUUAAGACACAUAUUCAUCGUACUUUUUAUAAAGAUGAUAGAGUUUCAGGGAGGCCUUGUUGCAGAAAAGAAUGUAAAAUCGGACCUCAUAGAAGUUCUGGUAGUUGUUGGUGCUGUAAAAAACCUGUCCACGAAGGAUGUAGAUGUUCGAUAUUUAGGUCUCUUGGUUGCUCUGCUAUAUGUGCUACUUGCCGACCAUCUGCCUUCGCUAAACCUAAAAUGGAUAUCCAUAAAAAAGAUAACUAUUCGUACCGAAACUACUCUGCUGUAAUCGAAGAAUGUUGUAUUGAUGAUAAAAGCGAAAAAUCCCCUAUGCCGAUAGUCCUUUGGUGUCAUCCACGUUCAUGUUCUUCUGCAUUCCAACGAGCAUUCCUUCAGCGUCCCCAAGAAUUUAAGUGUUUUCAAGAACCAUGUAGAGAUGAUGAUUCCUUGAGUAUGAUUUUUGGAAAAUAUUAUCAACGAGAAAAAGACCAUAGAAAAAGUCAGAAUCAAUUUUAUGAAGAUAAUAAACCACUUAGAGUGUUUGCCAAAGAUAUGGCAUAUUUCAUUAGAGACAAGUAUGGACCAAAUGUCAGAAAUCCAUCUUUGCCCAGGUCGACACUUUCAAUGAUUAGACAUACAUUUCUUAUCCGAGAGCCAUCAAAAUCCGUAAAAUCCCUUUAUCGACAAAUGUAUUCACAAUGGUAUAAAUCCCUCAAAGAAAGUGGAUUUGAUUUUAGAUCAGCAAUAGACCUCAAAAAAAGAAGAAUUGAGUUUGGAUUUAACACUUUACUAAUAGGCAUCAAAGAACUUGCUGAGUUUUUUAAAUAUGUUAGAGAGGAGUUUAGUGAUCAGACAUCCCUGGUGAUAGACGCAGAUGAUCUCUGCAAGGAUCCAAGAGGUGUAUUAGUGAAGUAUUGUAAGUUAAUUGGAGAGGAGUUUGAUGAGAGUAUGAUCUCUUGGAAACCAGGAAAAGUCGAAAAUGUGGAAUCAUGGCGUGGAUGGCAUAGUGAAGAUAUUCCUUGUUCAACUACUUAUAGACUUACUACUUCGACAACAAAUUUGGCAAAUCAUCUAAGAAUAAUACCG